AUGGAAACACCCUUCCCCGCAGCAGUCCUGUGGAUGGGACUUGUUUUAUUCCUCCCCCAUUCUUCUCUCCAGGCAUGCACCAGAGGUACAAUAAAAUUGUGUGAAAAUGCAGAGUUUGCUCCUGGAUCCAACCUGGCUGGAGAAGGUUUUGACAUCACUAAGAUGCAACGUAAAGGAGCUUUUGUUAUUGACAUGAACAAAUGGCAGCAGAAGGACAAGACCUGCACCCUGUGCGGAAACCCUUAUAUGGAAAAUAAGAAGCAGAAGCUCCCAGUGUCUGUGGUGGACUGGCGGCCGAGUCACAAAUGCAGCAUGAAGGUGUCCAGCACGCUCUACCAGACCAGUGAGGCUCUGGUCAGCUCUACCACAUCAUCUAUCGAGAACAACUGGCAGGUCGGUCUGGAGAUAGACACACACAGAGGCGGUGGGUCAUUGAUGUUGGGGGGAACCAUGUCCAAGCUGGCUGAGUAUUCCAUGGAGAAGACCAAGAAGGACAAAUUCAGCUUUACUAGCCACAAGACAUCUUGUGAGUACUACAGUUACAGAGUUUCAAACAAACCCUUGCUGCAUCGAGAGUUCAAACGUACUGUCAAAAAUCUACCCAAGAUAUACAAUGGCCAACAUAAACAACGUUUCUACAAAUUAAUCGACAGCUUUGGAACCCACUACAUCACCAAAGUAACCCUGGGUGGGACAGUGCACUCAGUGACCAGUAUCAAGCAAUGCCAGGCAGCACUGCAGGGCCUGAGCGCUGAUGAAGUGAAGACAUGCCUGGAUGUGGAGGCGUCAGCCAGUGUGGGUGACAAGGCCAACUCAAAGGCCGAGUUUCACCACUGCAAGGAAGCCAAGGACAAGACCGAGAGCAAGAGCAGCUUCUCCAGCAGCUUUAAUGACAGGUUCACAGAGAUCUCUGGCGGUCACACCACAGAGCCUGAUAUCCUGUUCUCUGCAGAUAAAGAUCCUGCUGCUUACAAGGAAUGGCUCUCCUCUGUGCCUCAGAACCCGGAUGUCAUCUCCUAUUCCCUCGAGCCUCUUCAUGAGUUGAUCCCCCCCAAGAACCCGGCGCGGAAACACCUUCGCAAAGCCAUCCAUGAUUUCAUCUUGGAGAGAUCCCUGUGGAGAAACUGCUCAGAACCCUGCAAGUCUGGUAGCAAAACCAACCCAAAUGAGCCCUGUAUCUGCACCUGCCACAACAACCCAGGAGUCAACAUUGACUGUUGCCCUACUCGACGUGGACUAGCCAGAGUGAGCAUAACGGUGGACAGGGCAGUGGGGCUGUGGGGUGACCACAGCACAGCAACAGAUGGGUACGUCAAAGUGUUUGGCAAAAACUCAUUUCUGAUUGGCCGCACACCUGUCAUUAACAACAACAACGCACCACACUGGAACAUGAUCUUUGACCUGGGGGACACUGUGCUGUCAGAUCUGAAUAGUCUUAGACUCGAGGUGUGGGACGAAGACAAUAAGUGGGAUGACGACCUGCUUGGAACCUGCUCUGUACCACUGGCUGCGGGAAGGAAAAGCAACUUCUGCAAGCUAAACCAUGGCGAGCUCUUUUACAAGUUGCAGGUGACAUGUGCCCCGAGCCUGGCUGGUCCCUCCUGCGUCGAGUACGUAGGCUCUCCGAUGAAUUAUCAGCUGGAGAAGGCUUAUGUGUCCCGCCAUGCCCAGCCUCUUCCUAAAGAAAUGCUGGUGAAAAUGGGAGUGCUUGUGGAUGAAGCUUCUAGUCAGGGGAAUCAUGCCUAA
Molecule: messenger RNA, 1746 nt
Organism: Chanos chanos (milkfish)
Lineage: Eukaryota; Metazoa; Chordata; Actinopteri; Gonorynchiformes; Chanidae
Product: perforin-1-like
Exons: 6
Coding region: 1-1746 (581 amino acids)
Biological process (GO): T cell mediated cytotoxicity; defense response to virus; immunological synapse formation
Cellular component (GO): membrane attack complex; membrane
Molecular function (GO): pore-forming activity; calcium ion binding; wide pore channel activity
Source: RefSeq, a predicted model, not a curated record